GGGAGCCCCUCCCUCCGCAAACAUUAAGAAGAAAAAAAAAAAACAAUUUCAAAGAAGGAAAGAGAAAAAAAAAUAAAGAAAGAGAAAAAGAGGGGGGAAAAAGAAAAACAAGAAAUCAAAAACAAAAAAGAUGUUGUCGAAAGAAUCGGGAGGACCGAACAACAACUUCGACCUUCCCGAGGAAGUGCUGGAAGUACUGCCGCCGGAUCCAUUUGAACAGCUGGAUGUGGCACGCAAAAUCACCUCCAUUGCCCUUUCGACACGUGUCUCUUCCCUCGAAUCAGAGGCGUCUGUUCUCCGUCACAAGCUCACCGAGAAGGACGCCAUCAUCGCCGACCUUCAGUCCCAGCUUCAGUCCCUCGAUGCCGCCCUUUCCGACGCUUCCGACAAACUCACCCUCGCUGACCGAGAAAAGGAGAAACUGUUGAAGGAGAAUGAGACGCUAACGAACACUGUGAAAAAGCUUAACCGCGAUGUUGCUAAGUUGGAAGCCUUCAGAAAGACACUCGUGCGAUCGCUCCAAGAUGAUGAAGACCAUUCUGCAGCUGCAGCUGGUCUUCCUGUUGCUGGCGUGCAAGCAAGAAGCCAAGCAGGAGAUGAUGCUUCCUUGCCACCUACAAGAACUUCUUCAAUGCAAAGUCAAUUUUCUGACAUUGGAAACUCAUGUCGGGAGGAUAAUGAUACUGAAGCCUCAAGGCCCCGCAUAUCACCUGGAUUGCUGUUAGCAUCCCAAACUAACACCCCUCGGCUUACUCCUCCUGGUUCCCCUCCGAGUCUAUCCGCAUCUGUUUCUCCAACACGGACUCCGAAACCUUUGUCUCCAAGGAGACAUUCGAUUUCAUUUUCAACCACAAGGGGCGUGUUUGAUGACCGGUCUUCUGCAUUUCCUAUGCCUGCAAGCCAGCAUAGCUCAAUGUCUGGCUUGGAUACAGGAUCACAAUCUGGAGCCGUUUGUCAUACGAACAGUUUGGGGCAUUUCUGGCAAAUGUUAAGGAACUGAAUUCCCACAAGCAAACGAAAGAGGAAACAUUGCAGAAGGCUGAUGAGAUAUUUGGCCCAGAAAACAAAGAUCUUUAUGCUAUCUUUGAGGGGUUAAUUACUCGUAAUGUCCAUUGAAAAGAAAGAAGCUGAAUGUAUCUAAGGCCACGAAGCAUUUGUUUGUUCCACACGCAGCUUCUCAUGUAGACCUUGUUGCAGACUGCAGAGUACGAGUCAACUUUUUGUGCGAUUCUGUAAAACAUUAUGCACAGAAUGGGCAACAGGUGCAUAAUUGCACCUCUGAUGUUGAUAAUUACAAUGUACUAUAUUGUUUUUUUCUUUGUGAAGGAAAGCAAACAGCUUCCGGCAAUGUAGUUUUAUUGGGGAACGUUUACAAGUUCUCUUGUAGGACGAGGGAUGCUUCUCUUAUAUAUACAGAUUCAUGCAAUGAAAAUCCCGUAUAUGUUUUAUGCA
Messenger RNA from Coffea arabica (coffee), 1452 nucleotides. RefSeq lists its product as uncharacterized. NCBI's taxonomy places the organism in Eukaryota, Viridiplantae, Streptophyta, Magnoliopsida, Gentianales, Rubiaceae. The record is from RefSeq and is a predicted model, not a curated record.